This is a messenger RNA of Prinia subflava (tawny-flanked prinia), 6695 nucleotides long. RefSeq names its product zinc finger protein 638 (gene ZNF638). The record is from RefSeq and is a predicted model, not a curated record. NCBI's taxonomy places the organism in Eukaryota, Metazoa, Chordata, Aves, Passeriformes, Cisticolidae. The transcript has 25 exons. Gene Ontology annotation, cellular component: nucleus. Gene Ontology annotation, biological process: regulation of RNA splicing. Bases 16 to 6477 code for a protein of 2153 amino acids. Gene Ontology annotation, molecular function: zinc ion binding; mRNA binding.
AGGGCGGCUCCCAGCAUGCCCCGCGGCAGGGGUCGGCUCCCCCCCUUUGCACACGGCCCUGACCCCGCGCUGCCGCCGCGCAGGCGCAGAGCGCCCGUCUCGCCGUGUCCCUCCGCGCGCCGCUCCCGGGGCUUUCCCCGCUGCUUCCCCCGCUGCUUCCCCCGCUGCUUCCCGGGGCUUCCCGGGGCCUCUUCCCGGCUCUCCCGGCUCCUCCCGGCGGCGGGAGACGCAGGGAACGCGGGGAGAGCGGCGGCUGCGCGCCGGCGGAGCUUUGUGUUGUUCUUGGAAAGUUUCGCACCACUUGUGAAUUCCCUGAACCUUGGCCUUGCCAGCCCCCUUGUGUUGGGCCCUCCUCCUUUUCAGCUUGCCCAAAUUAAGACCCACUUGGCUCUCCAGCGCUUGGCUGCCAGCGGCGGGCGGGCGCCUCCCCACGCUGGCGUCCGCCAGGCAUUGCUGAAAGACGCAAUGUUUAGCCCCAGAGGAACCUUGCCCCCGAGGCCUAGAGGACCCAACCCGUCGGGCUCCAAGCCCCCGGGAGCGUUCGGGGCCGGAGGCGCGCCGGGGCCGCCCAGGAAAGCCGCGCCCGCCACGCCCCAGGGAGCGUCCCAGAGAUUGUCGGGGCAGGACGCGCUGCAGUGGACGGGGUCGCAGAGGAUCAACGUCCGCGUCACGCUGCACAGGGCCGAUCCCAGGAAGGUCAAGGAGAAGAGCAACCUGCACCAGGAGCAGAAGGGAGACCCACGUGUCACUCGCUGGGAUGGCGGCCCCAGCCCCGCCAGCGCCGCCGGGCCCAAACCGCCCGGCCCGGCACCGGUGGUGGAGCAGAAUUCCAACCCCCAGAACCGCUACACGCCCGAGAGCGCCUCCAGCAUUUUAGCGAGCUUCGGGCUGUCCAACGAAGACCUGGAGGAGCUGAGCCGCUACCCCGACGACCAGCUGACGCCCGAGAACAUGCCGCGGAUCCUGCGGGAGAUCCGCAUCCGGAAGAUGGGCCACGCCGUGCCCGCCCUGCACGCUCCCGGCCGGGGGGAGGAGGUGGCGGGUGAGAGCAGCGGCGCCGCUGUCAAGGGCAAAGUGAUCGACUACGGCCACGCCAGCAAGUACGGCUACACCGAGGACCCGCUGGAGAUCUGCCCCUACAACCCCGAGGCGCCGCCCGAGGAGCCGCUGGAGGCGCGCGUCUACAACCCCGAGACCUCGAGCGCGGAGAACCGGGAGGAGUUCCAGCGGGAGCAGAGCGUGCCGGUGGCCGUCCCGCCGCCCACCCCCGUGCCGUGCAACCCCGUGUUCCCGGCCGAAGACCUCAUCAAGCUGCCGGCCUUCCCCGCCGACUCCUCGCCCGCCCCGUCGUUUUUCCCGGCCGAGCCGCCGGCCAAGGUGCCGGUGCUGUGCAGCGCCGCGCCCGCCGUGCUGCCGGUGGUGAAGCCGGUGUCGCAGCCGCCCAUGCCGCCGGUGCUGCCGCCCUUGCUGCCGGCGCUGCUGCCCACGCCGCUGCCGCAGCCGCUGCUGCCCCCGGUGAUGCCGCCGCUGGUCCAGCCGCCCGUGUCCCAGCACGUGUUGCCGCCCUUGACGACGCCGCCCUUGUCGACGCCGCCCUUCUCGGCCGGGCUCCUGGCCGCCAUCACCCACCACGAGCAGAAGCAGCGCGACGGCCCCGGCGCCCAUCCCGGCGCCCAUCCCGGCGCCCAUCCUGGCUCUCAUCCGGGCUCCCAUCCCAGCUCCCAUCCCGGCGCUCAUCCCAGCUCCCAUCCCGGCUCUCAUCCCGGCGCUCAUCCCAGCUCCCAUCCCGGCGCCCAUCCCAGCGCCCAUCCCGGACCCGGCGCCGCCUCCACCGGCGGGGCCUCGGCGGGACACAAACCCUUCCACAAACCCUACCGGUCGUCGGCAGAGGAGCCCAUCAAAUCCCCGUUCGGGGUGGUGAAGGCGUCCUGGCUGCCCGUGUUCUCGGAUCCCCAGAAGAGCAAACGCCUGCCCACCCCGUCCAUGAUGAACGACUACUAUGCCACGUCGCCGCGAAUAUUCCCACAUUUGUGUUCUCUGUGUAACCUUGAAUGCACUCAAAUGAAGGAUUGGAUCCUGCAUCAGAACAACCCCACCCACCUCGAGAGCUGCCGCAGGCUGCGCCAACAAUAUCCCGAUUGGAAUCCUGAGGCUCACUCCUCCAACAGGAAUGCCGAGCGCAAGGAGAACCGCACGCCCAAGCACCGCUCCAGCUCCUCCAGCCCCAGCCGGCGCCGCUCGGGCCCGCCCCGCGGCUGCGGCGCUCCGGGGCCGCCGCCGCGCCGCUACCGCUCCCGCUCGCGCAGCCCGCCGCGCUUCCGGCGGCCGCGCAGCCGCAGCCCACGGCACCCGCGCCGGCCCAGCCCCCGGCACCGCUCCCGCUCCCCGCCGCGGCCCCGGCCCCCGCUGCGGGGCAGCCCCCGGCCCCGCCGCUCCUCCAGCGCCGAGCGCGCCGCGCGCCGCUCCAGCCGCUCCGAAGACAGGAAGGCAGCUCUGGAGGCCGUGAUGAAGACGCUGGGGCCCGGAUUUCUGGCCGAGUUCAAGAGGCACAAAUCCCUGCAGGCGGCGGUGCAGGAGUCGCUGGCGUCGGGCAGAUCCCACGGAAUUCCCAGCAGGACGAGCGGGAACGGCAGGAAAACGGUGAAGAGCGUUCCCAAGAGCUCCAGGAAGGAGGGAGAGGCUGGGGCAGGGCCCAGCUCCGGCCAGGAAUCCGAGGGGUCGAUCCCGAAAAAAGAGAGGGAAGAGGAGGAGGAGGAGUCCAGGAAAAGUCACCCCGCAUCCUACAACAGGCUGCUGCGGGAGGAGCUGCUGAGCUGCGGGACGGUGCUGCAGCUCUCGGAGCUGCCCGACGGCGGCUUCAGCGACCAGGACAUCAAACGGCUGGUGCAGCCCUUCGGCAAGGUCAGCGACAUCAUCGUGCUGCGCUCCCGCAACGAGGCGUACCUGGAGAUGAACUACAAGGAGGCCGUCAUGGCCGCCGUCAAGUUCGCCGAGAGCUCCCCCCUGGUGCUCAACGGGAAACGGAUCCGGAUCAGCGUGGCCGAGAGGGCGCAGGCCAAGAAGCCGGUGAAGAAACGAGUCCUGAACCCCAAAAAAACCCCCACGAGCACCAAGAAAACCCCGAGCAGCAGCACCAAGAGCCCCAAAGCCGUGACAGGGAAAAAGGAAAAAGUGAAGAAAGUCCCGGGAGAGAAGAAAGUGAAGAAAGCCCCGAGUGCAGAGGGAGGCGCUGAGGACCCGCAGGGCCCCGAGGCCGCGCCGGGAGCGGCAGAAGCGGAAUCGGAGCCCCCCAAUCCCGGGAAUUCCAAUCCUGAAAAUUCCAAUCCUGAGAAUUCCAAGCCCGGGAAUUCCAAACCCGGGAAUUCCGACCCUGAAGGAGCCGAGCCCGGAGCGGGGCCUGGAGACGCCGGGAAGGCUCCGGAGGAACCGCGGGAAUGCUGCGCCCCAGAGGAGCUGGCGGCAGGAGAGGAACCCGCGAAGCCCGACGGGAAGGACCCCGAGGAGCCGUGCGUGCUGCUGGUGUCCAACCUGCCUGACAGGGAGUGCGGCGAGGACGAGAUCGCUGGGCUGGCCAAGCCCUUCGGGGGCCUGCGCGACCUCCUCGUGCUCUCCUCCCACAAAAAGGCGUACCUGGAGAUCCCCAGGGCAGCUGCCGAGUCCAUGGUGAAGUUCUACAGCAGCUUCCCCAUUGCCCUGGAUGGGAACGAGCUCCAGAUCCAGCCCGAGCCCCGGCACAGCUCCCUGGAGGACGAGGAGGCGAUUUUCAUUGCUCUCAUCAAGGAUUCCGAUCCCAACGUGGACGCUGCCUCUCUCCGGGCCCACCUGGUGCACCUGGGGAACCUCCCUGCCGAGGGCUUCAGCGAGCUGGAGGUGGUGUGUGCCGGGCUGCGCUUCGGCAAGGUGGAGCACUACGCCGUGCUCAGCAACCGCCGCACGGCCAUCCUGCAGCUGGACAGCCCCAAAUCCGCUCGCUCCAUGCACACCUUCCUGCAGCAGUAUCCCUAUUCCAUGGGGGAGCACAUCCUCACCUGCUCCUUGUCCACCCAUGGAGACAGCCCUCAGGCUGAAACUGGGAAAAAGGAAGUGAAGAGAGAGGAUGGGAGCAGAGGAAGCUCCGGCUUGAAAAAAAUCCCAGAGGGAUCGGGAACGGUGCAAAAACCAGCUGGAAAUCCAUCAGGAGAGGCCAGGAAAGGCCAAAUUCCCACCCCAAAUGUCCCGGAGGAGAUUCCAGCGGGACAGCUGGGAGGAGGAGGAGCAGCGAGGGAACAGCCUGCAGGGAUGGAUGUGGAGGGGUCGGAUCCUGGAACUGGAAUUCCCGUGGAUCCUGCUGGCAGCAAAUUGCCCGGAGCGAGGUCAGAGGAGAAGCCGGCGCCGCUUCCUGGAGCGGGGAAGGAAGAAACUCGGGAUGAGCCAGGAUUGGAAAUCCAGAAGGGGGAUGAGGAGCCCUCUGCUGCCACCACGGAUUCAUCCAGCAAGGCGAUCCCAGCAGCCAGAGAAACGUCGGGAGCCAUCCCUGGAACGUCCCCGAGCUCGGACGAGGCUGCCGCGGUGUCACCGGGUGUCACCCAGCCCAGCACGGACCUGGCUGCUCCGGAAAAAACUCCCCUUCCCGAGGCUGGGAAAAGCAGCCAUGAAACGGGCAUGGAGAGGAAAGCUGUCCCCAAAACUGUGGAUGCUCCAGGGAAAAAAUUGGAUGUGGCUGGAGCACAGACGGAGGGGAAGGCAGAGGAAUCUGUGCUCAACAGCGGGGAAAAUCCGGGGAAGACUUUGGGCAAGGUUGGGACAGAGCUGGAGAAAACACCUGGAAAAACAUCAGCCAAGGGUGGGGAAAACUCUGGGAAUGCUGCUGGUGAGAUCCACGUGGGAAGUAAAGGGAUGGGAGCUGUGAAAUCUGACGAAAGCCGCGCGGCAGUUCCAGCAAAUCCCACUGCAUCCCUGAAGGAAUCUUGCCUUGGGAAAACCUUUUUGAAGGCAGUGGUGUCUGUCCCGGAUAUCCUGAAGCAGAAAAUUCCCUUCAGGAUCACUGAGCCUUCCCUGGGAAAAGCUGGGGAGCAGAAAAUCCCCCCCAUAGCGGGGCUGGAGAAGAAAACGCCACCCAAAGCCGCGGCUCAGCCGGGAGCUGGGAACAGCCAGGGGAAAGGGAAUGGGAAUUCCGGAGUGGAUGCACAGGGAGACAGCGGGAAGAGCUCAUCCCAGCUGGAAUCUUUGGCCAGUUCAAAGGAGGGUCAGCAGGGAGAGAGCGGAACAUCUGGCACAAGGGAAGAUCCCGGCGGGAAUCAGGCUCCUGGUGGGGGUGGUGCUGCAGCUCGGAAAAGCGGCGCCGGCAGCGCUGGAAAACAGAAGGAGGAUGAAGAGCUCUUCCCGUUCAACCUGGACGAGUUCGUCACGGUGGACGAGGUGCUGGAGGACGCCGAGUCUCCGGUGACGCUGCGGCGAAACCCCCCGAGGGGGAAGAGAAAAGAAGCUCCCAAAGCCAAUCCCUCGGAGCCGGCGUCCAAGAAGAGGAAAGGGAAGAGUUGCGGAGCCGAAGGUGAGCUGUCCUUUGUCACCUUGGAUGAGAUCGGGGAGGAGGAGGAGGCCCCGGUGCCGCUGCCGGGCGUCGACCCCCAGGGCCUGGUGGUGGUGGAUGAGGUGGUGGAAGAGGAGGAGCUGUCGGAAGCGGUGAAGGAUCCGCAGGCGCUGCUGACGCUGGACGAGCUCUCGGAGCAGGAGGAGCCGGGCUCCCACGGGAAUGGGCCCCGGGCGGAAUUUGAGGAGCGGGAUCUGAAGGCCGAGCCCUUGGUGACCGUGGAUGAGAUCGGGGAGGUGGAGGAGCUGCCCCUCAACGAGCCCGCGGAGCUGAGCGCCGCCGAGGAGGGGAAAACCAAUCCCGGGGAUUGCGCGGCCUCCCAAGUGCCCGACGAUCCCAACGGCUUGGUGACGGUGGAUGAGAUCCAGGAGGACAACGAGGACAAUCCUCUGGUGACUCUGGAUGAAGUUAACGAGGAUGAGGAUGAUUUCCUGGCCGACUUCAAUCACCUCAAAGAGGAACUAAACUUUGUUACAGUUGAUGAAGUCGGCGAUGAGGAAGAAGAAAGCACCUUCCCGGCGAAAAACCCGCCUGAGGAUGAAGAUGACGAAGAUAUUGUUGCUGUUGCAGGACCAGAAGAAAUGGGUAUUCUAGGAGAUACAAAUCCAGAGGAGGAAAUGUCUGAAAUUUCCAAGCCAAAAGCAGCUCAGCUGGGAGCGGAAGAUGCAGAACCAAAGUCUCAGCAGAAAAAAACGACUUUUCCAGGUGUCCCCAAGACGCAGAGCACGCCCAAAGCUCUGGAUAUCCUGGUCCCAAAGGCCGGAUUCUACUGCCAGAUCUGCUCCCUCUUCUACGCCGACGAGCCCUCCAUGAUCAACCACUGCAGGACGCCCCUGCACCGGCAGAACAUGGAGAAAUUCAUGGCCAAGCAGCAGGAUAACGACGGGGAGGAGCCGAGCUCCAGGUGAUGGAGCUUCCCAGGAGCGACGCUUCGGGGCCAGUUAGUUCUGUGUGUUUGGAUUUCCUUUGUUAUUUGGGGUCGGGAAGGAGCAUCCGUGGUGUAAAAAAUCGGAGCUGGGAACAGACUAAACCCAAACAAGGAGAGGGUUGGAUUUGUGUCUCCGAUCAUCCAACGUGGGACUGUUCCAGGUGUCCCCAGAAAUAAAUGUUCUCACUGUAUAGUUAC